This is a messenger RNA of Babesia bigemina, 1347 nucleotides long. RefSeq lists its product as hypothetical. NCBI's taxonomy places the organism in Eukaryota, Apicomplexa, Aconoidasida, Piroplasmida, Babesiidae. The record is from RefSeq and is a predicted model, not a curated record. The coding region runs from base 1 to 1347 and encodes 448 amino acids. The transcript has a single exon.
AUGGGUGCUUGUCAAAGCCGGGAUGAACAGGAAGUUGCUGUUACUACGCCUAAACGUGGCGGUGCUACGAAUGUCUGCGACGAGAGGCUAGAAGACCGAUUGCUGACCAUUCCUGAGAUCAGUUAUGGCCCGUUUAAUCGUGUAGCGCUGGAAUGGGAUACCCUUGGUCAACUGAUUCCCUACAAUCCGGAGAGCAUUCGCUCCGCAACUAGCGCACAAUCUGGAGAUGCAGUAUCAGAGGCCCAUCAAGUUAGGAAGCAGCUGACUAGCAUUAAGCAGCCUGCUAAUUUGGCGAAAGGUGACGAUAAUGCUGCUUCCACCAACAUGCAGAGGUUCAAUUCCAGAGGUGUAACAGAUGACAAACAAUCGCUUGACCAGUUUAGGCGUGCUAUAGUGAUGUGGACGAAUUUCAAAACCAGCACCAAUGCUGUGAAAAAGUUGCACGGGGUAACUGAUGCGUGGAGUUACCUCGAUGCAGAAAACGUGCCACUACCUCAAGAAAUGUUCGGAAGCGAUGGAUCGGAAUCGAUAAAUGAGCUGCAGGGAAGCGAGGUGUCCGUUGGCAGUGCACUCACUCAGGAAGAUGGCCCAGAUGGUGCCAUGCCCGAUUUGUGUGAAAGUGGCGAUGGUCACGUACCUAUUGUAACGACGGAGGAGAACGUGCAUCUCCCAUUUCAGGAUUUGCGUCAAUCAUUGAAUGAUUUAACACAGCAGCCAUCGUCUUUUGUAACGCAUCCCGCCUCACCGAUGGAAUCAGACGCGCCGAUGGAGAAUAUAGACGAUGCUAUAGACUGGUUAAAUUACGAGCUGGUUCUGCGCCCUUAUUCAAGCAAAGAUACAGCACGGCAUUCGUACAAAUGCAUCUAUAGGCCGAGGCGUGAAUUUUCGCCUCGUGACAGGGUUUACCGUCUAGAUUCUAACUUGUUGCAAUUAUUGGGUGACAUUUUGGACCCAUUUCAGUCGCACAACGAAGAUCAAGACCGUUUAUCAGUGGGACCAAAAGUUAAACUUUUGCUCAAUCAACUCGUUUCUGUUAAAGAAUGGGGAUCAUCGACAAUUCAGGAUAAUGCUAAUUCUGUUCAGGGCGUUGUAACGCGCAAGACGAAACGUGUAAUGAGGAGACCAUUCGACUUGCGCGCCCUGUCUACAAUAAGUGAUUCCGGUGAUGUUCAAAGCCCCUGUGCACAUCCCUUCUACUGUCUGGAAGACUCGGGCUGCGAUGCGGGAAGCGGUGCCUAUCGCGAUAUACAUGGCACAAAAGAAAACAAGCACUCGAUCAAUUCCACAGGCAAUUAUAGACCACAUGGCCGCUAUGGAGACAUGUCAGAUAUACCACUGCUAUUUUGA